Colius striatus (speckled mousebird) is the source of this 668-nucleotide messenger RNA. It is a transcript of the gene LIF, whose product is annotated as LIF interleukin 6 family cytokine. The transcript is spliced from 3 exons. Gene Ontology annotation, biological process: immune response. Gene Ontology annotation, molecular function: leukemia inhibitory factor receptor binding; cytokine activity. Lineage: Eukaryota; Metazoa; Chordata; Aves; Coliiformes; Coliidae. The record is from RefSeq and is a predicted model, not a curated record. The coding region runs from base 1 to 633 and encodes 210 amino acids. Gene Ontology annotation, cellular component: extracellular region.
AUGAAGUUCGUGCAGGCAGGCGUCGUGCCCUUCGUGGCCCUGCUCCUGCUGCAGCGGCGGCCGGUGGCCGGGCGGGCGCUGCUGGGCACCGGCCCCGACUGCCCCGGACACGGCUUGUGCCGCCACAACGUCCUGGUGCAGACCCAGAAGCAGCUCAAUCAGCUCAACAGCACGGCCCAGGACCUCUUCAGCCUCUAUCUGAAGUGCCAGGGAGAGCCGUUCAGCAGCGAGGCCAACAGACUCUGCAACCCCAGCAGCAUCUUCUUCCCCGCGUUCCGCGUCAACCAGACGAGCGACAGGAAGGAGGUGACGGUGGCCAUGUACAAGCUCUUCGCCUUCCUCAACGCCUCGCUGGGCAACAUCACGCGUGACCAGGAGGAGCUCAACCCCACGGCCAAGGAGCUCCUCGACCGGCUCCAUAACACCACCAAAACCACCCGGGGCCUCAUCUCCAACCUCACCUGCCUCCUCUGCAAGAACUACAACAUCUUCCAAGUGGAUGUCAGCUACGGGGAGAGCUCCAAGGGCAAGAGUGCCUUCAAGAAGAAGCAGCAGGGCUGCCAGGUGCUCAGGAAGUACGUUCAGGUCAUCGCCCAGGCAGCCCAGAUCCUACAUCGUCCCAGCCCGCCAUGAGCGCCCGCCCCAGCUCCUCGGCCUCACACCUCAUC